AAUUACGAAAAAUAAAAUACUACUUGCAAAAAUGAAAAAGAAAUUUAACAAGAGCAAUGGAACUCCAUUCUUUGUUAACUUUCUGAGAAUAUGGCUUGCAUUUGUUGCUAUCAUGGCAUUUGGAAAUACUUUCCAUUGCUUUAUGAACUCUACAUAUUUGUACGAUAGAUUGUACACUGUCAGUGAAAGGAAUGGUUAGUACUCUAGAUCUAGUACUACUACUACUAUAGUGUCUAGUCUAGUACACUGUACUGUACAGUAAAGGUGCAACAGAACUUUAAAAAAAUAAUAAUAAUUAUAGUCUAAAGUCAUUUUGACUAAAUAAUCUAAAUUUAUUAAGUAAAUCAAAUAGUGUGUCUAAAUAAAUGCCAAGUUAUUAUCUUAAGUCUUAAGACUUUUAAUUAUGACUAGGCAGCCAGGUAGUCUUACUAUGUCUAUGUGGAGUAACAAAUAUAUUAAUAUUGGUAAUUCAAUUACUAGUCUAAUUCUAAUUAAUUGUAACUGAAACUGUAAGUAUUACUAGUAUUAGUCUAUUAGUCAUUAGUAUUUAUUAGUAUUGUUUGUAUCAAAUGACUGUCCACAUCUAUUACUAUUAUACCGGUAUCUAUUUUGUUUCUGGUUCAUCCUGAUUCCUCUUCACAACCACCCCUCCUCCCAACUCAUGAUGUUUUAUAUUAAUAAUACUGUGAGUGAGUGCUGUCGUGCAGAGAGCUUUCAUAAUAACAAUAAUAAUAAUAAAGCUUAUUUGAAAAGCACGCUUCAUCCCCAAAGGCUCGAAGCGAUCAACCUGAACUCCGUUAUCAAAUAAACUCCGUUCAGGUUGAUUUUUUCUUUAGGGGGAAGUGACUAUUUAAUUAAUCAAUAAAGAGCCAUGCGUAUGGUGUAGGACUGCCUGUAGGAUUAUUGUUUAAAGGCCCGCGGGUAGGAUUUCAUUUAGGCCUAUUGUUUAAAUUUAAAGGCCAGCAGGUAGUAUGCAGGACUCUCUUUAGACCUAUUACUAUUUUAAAAGACCAGGUGGUGGGGAAGGACUCUGUAGGCCUAUUUUUUAAUGGUGUAGGACUGUCGGUCUCUUGUCUCUAAUGGCCACCCAGAAAUGAUGUAAUGGAUCUUCUGGAGGAGGGGUGUCACGACUUUGUGAUGAUGUGUAAAAUGAGGGUGUCUGUGAUGGUUGAUUUGGAGGGGGAUGGGGGCGCUAAAAAAUCAACCAAAAUAAUGUGAAAUUAUGGACGGAUAGUCCCCUGACUUGAACAUCUCUUAUUUUACCUAUAAGUGAAUUCCAUGGUAACUUUUAGAAAAAUAAUUAAAAUUUGCAUCCAGUAUAAAUACAUAUUUCAUUAAGUCUACUUACUUUUAACUACAUCUGGUAUUGGGUCUUAAGUAAAACAAUACCAAGCAAGCAUUUAUAAAAAUAUAUUAAGUAUAUUAUGAUAUUAAAAAUAAUACAUUUUAGAAAUGUAACUGAUGUAACAUGAAGAAGACAUACUAUUUGAGUUAGCCUUUUUUGUUGAUUUCCUCGGAAAUCUGUUUUAAUUGAAAUAAUUUUUUUCUAAAUAAUUAUCUAGUGUUAACUUUUCUAAGCAAAGCCUUUAAAAACUACUUAGAAAUCACUUUUUUUUUUUUAAAUAGUGACAAAAUAAUGUAACUGACAUUACAUGACUUUGUACCUGACAUAAGGUGUCUGAAUGCAAGCAAUAAAAAAUAUGACAACAAUUUAACAUUUAAAUAGACUUAAAUACACAUAAAUUAUAGUGUUUUAAUGCUUUUCCAUCAUGUGACAUUGACUAUGACAAUAAAAAUUGUCGGUCUGUAUUUUUAACAUGUAAACACUAUAAAAUUUAACUAAAUUUCUAUUGAAAUUUGCAUCAAGAUGGCCACCAGUACAUGUGUCGUCAAAAACAAAGACGCUGAAAAUUACUCCAGACAAAGAUGCAGCAAAUAAAUGUGUAUAAAACCAAAUUUUGAUUUUUUUAUGUUGUUUUUAAAUGGAAUUAAUCUCCACUAUACCUUUGUCAUACACUGUACUCAGAUGCCUUGAUUUUCAGGAGUCUCAAAAUCAGAGAUGCUUUGUCAUACCUGUUUUUACAGUCAAUUAGUUGAAGUUACCUAGUUUAUUUAUUAUUAUUAAUAUUUCAGCCUUUAUAAAAUAGCAGGGCUUUAACCAAUAGUUCACACUCAAUCCAAUGCCUCAUAGAUAUUAUUUUAUGACAAGCUUUUUUCAAUCUUUAUUUUCAGUUAGUGGACUUGCUGCAAGAUUGUUUGGCAUAUGGACUUUGCUGUCUGGAAUUGUUAGACUUCUUUGUGGGCUUUUUAUCUACAAUCGGACGUAAGAAAUUUAUUAAUUUUUUAGAACCAUUUUGCAUGAAAGCCCAUAGUAGACUUAUAGAUUUUAUAAAUCCAAAUACCAUACCUUAUUUAUGUCAAGCAGGCAUGAGCGAACCUCGUAAUGUUUUAUCCAGCUGGCAGAAGCCCUUCAAAGUACCCAGGUAUAAUAACGUUAAGCCUGAGAAUCACUUAUUUACCCAUCUUAAGACCACUGUUCCUCGUAUAAGUACAUGUAGCAAAUGGAGAUUACAAUAAAGAGACUGACUAAAUAUACUUAGAACAAAAAUAAGUCAUCCAAAUGAUUCAAGUUUUUAUCAAAUGAUAUUAAUAUACAAGCAUAUUGCCAAUCCGAUUCUUGGUGAAUCAUCAGCCUCUAUGAUUAAAAAGAGAUAGUGUGUUCAAUCUUGUUUAUGAACUCUACUGCAUUAGCAUUGCUAAUCGCAAGCAGGCAAAAAAAGAUUUUAAAAACCAAGCUGCUAGUUUGUUUAAAAUGCUGAAGCUGAUGUUUAAAAUGCUGAAGCUGUUGUUUCAGCUGUUGUUUAAAAUGCUGAGGCUGAUUACACCAAGCAGUUACUACAAGUGUAAAAAGCAGUUUUAUGGUUAAUAUGACAUGGGGCUAGCGUAUGUUUUAUAGUAUAUGUAUUUUGAUGAAUGGAACUAGCAUUUGUGUGCCAUAAGAACAAGAAUAACAUGUAUGAAUAUUUUGUUAACUUCUGGGGUUAAACUGGUUUUGUUUCAAUCAACUAAAGGACUUUUUUUGUUCUGUAAUUUAAAGCAUUGUUUGUUUUGUUUGUUUUUUUUUCAUUUUCAGACUCUACAUAAUAACAUUACUGUCAUUUGUCCUUGCACUUGGCCACUUUACCUCUGAGGUGUUUAUUUAUAACACAGCAUCCCUUACAACAGCAGGCAUUAUAGCUCCACUCAUAGUCUCCAGUAAGUCUUGAAAAUUAUGCUUUGGCCAAAGAAAUCAUUAUUUUGGAGUUGAUUUUUAUUAAACCCAGACAUAGACAAAGAACAAAGAUAUUAAAUUAAUAUAAACGUGUGAUCCAAAUCCACAUGCGGAUGCACAGACAUAAAAUGUUCUUCCACAUUCCCAUAAGAUCUCUGACAUAGAUCUCUAUGUUAAAUACAUAAAUGUAGAUUUAUUUUCUUUUUGGAUAUUUUUCUAAGCAGUACAAUGUGCACCAAAUGUUCAAUUUUAUAGUAAAUUAAAUUGUCUAAAUAAUCUUAGUUGGACUACAAUAAAUAGUAGACUUACAUUCAAGGCUAAACAAAUAAUUAAAGAGAAGUGUUUGUUCUUUUAUUUUGAAAUGCAUAAAUCUUAAUAUAAGCAGUUCGUCCUUUCUUACUUACAUCAACAUUUCAACAACAAAAAUUAUUGUUUCAGGUCUUUCAAUUACUCUUAUGAUUCUUGGCUAUUAUUUUAUGGAUGAAGAAGAUCCAAGAGACAAGUAUGUUGACGAAAAUGAAGAACUUCUAAAAACCAAGGGAAAGAAACCUUUGUAACAUCACAGUAACUAAUUUUUAAUUACUGGUUGGCAAUGAGAGAUUUUCACCAUCAGAUGCCUAUUAGAGACGUGUUACAAAUAUAAUAACCCAGUGCACCAACUCUGUUGGACUAUAAACUGGCCUAUGAUAGCAUCAAAAGGAAUUAUCUAUAUGAGACUAUGCCGGAGUUUGGCAUACCCAACAAACUGACAAGAGUAGAAUGAUACUGAUACAUAUAACAUUAAACAACUCAUAAAGCAAAAUCAAUGUUCUGGUUGAAUAUUAAAGGGACAUUCAGAUUAAACAAGACCUAAGACAAGGAGACUCACUGUCUUUUAAGCUGUUCAACCUAAAAUAUGAGAGAGAACAAUCACAAACUCAAUACCCACAACCAAUGGGCGCUCUCUACAACCAACCCCUUAAUUCUCUUGCAUACACCGAUGACAUAGCACUGUUGGGGAAAAGUAGUAAAGACAUAUCAAAAGCUUUUAUUGAAUUAGAAGAUGAUACAUCACUACAAGCAGGGCUGGAAGUUAAAAAAACAUGCCUAUGUUAAGAGAAGAUGAAACCACUAUAGAAACCCCACUUUUGGAAAAGUAAAUCAAUUCAAAUAUCUAGGAUCCUUAAUACUUAAUGAAAGAAAACUGAAAUAAAAGAAAAAAUGUCAGCCUGAAACUGGGCAUACUUCAGUAGUCACAAAAUAGUCAAAAAUAAAAGAAGGAACUGGUAAGACAGACCACAGCCCUACAUAGGCUGUAGCGCCACAGGGAUAGCUUGAUGGUUAAUUCAAAUAUCUCUGAGUCUGAGCCCAGUUUAAAUUUUUUCCCCAAAAAGAACAAUAAUAGUUUAAGUACAGUACUUUACUUAAAACAUCUAAAUAUAUUCUAAGUUGCCUUAAACUACUUGGUCAAAAGGAGCUCAUAUGUACAUAUGCAUAAUGGUAUCAUAAAAAAGUGUUGGUAGGGACGUUUGUGGAAAAAUUUCUGCUUUUUUUUUUCCAUGCCCGUUUUAAGGAUGGUCUCUAUCUUCUACUAACGUCUCUGCUUUAACAGUAUCUUUGAUUUUAUUAUGUUAGAGCACUGAUUCCAUAAUUUUUUUUAAAAACUGGACCAAAUUAAAAGAAAGAAAUGUUUCUAAUGCAACAUAAAAUAUUUUAUUGAUGAGAAGUUCCAGCCAAAAUGUGAAGUCCAAAAGUACAAUACAAUCUACCCAUAAAAAAAAACAUGGUGGAUUCUUUUAUAUUUGUCAACUUAAAAAGUUCAUUACCAUUUUCUCAAGAGGCAUGCCUUAUCAUAUAGAAAAUGCUUUACCAAGAGUUAUUUCUUUACAGAAUUGAGCUCGUCAAUACACUUGGACUAAAUUUUUCUUUGUUUUGAUUAAUUUCUGUAUCAGACUCUUAAAAGAUUUAUUCUUAUCAAGCCCUGUUUGUAACCAUUCUAUUUUUUUUUUCAACUUCACCACUGGUUGGAAACUCCACUGUGGUGAUAGAUGUAUUUUGAGGGGAAGACUAGUAAAACUAAUUCAAAUGAACUGGAGCUGAUUGUUACAUUAUCAGCAUUGCCCACACCAGUUGAAGAUGCACCAUGUUUGUAUGAGUUAAGUUGCAAAUAGCCCCAAGAAGAAAACAUUUACAUGAUGAUUUUCUUUAGGGGAAUGGAUCUAAACGAGCAGUAAUAUUAUUAAUAAAUGUGAAGUUUAAAGUAUAUUUAUUUUUCAAUUUCCAUUAAAAAGUAUCAAUAUCAAUGAUUAACAAAUGUAAAAAUGUUAAAAUUAUGUGCACUUAUGUUUAUGUUUCAUAUUAAGAAAAUUUUGCAUUAUUAUAACGGAGAUUAAAUUUAUUGCCUUGAUUAACUUAAAAAUGGUGGUCAUGUAUAAAUGGUCUAAAAUUGCACAUUGAGGUUGUUGUUGAAGUUUGUUUUUAUUAAGCUUUUGUAUUCAAAUGUCAUUAAAUUUUAACCAAAUAAUUUAGAUCUAAAUGUAAAAUGAAUUGAACAUAAGCUCAAUAUUUUAAAGAUAUUUCUGGU
Lymnaea stagnalis (great pond snail) is the source of this 5834-nucleotide messenger RNA. Lineage: Eukaryota; Metazoa; Mollusca; Gastropoda; Lymnaeidae. The record is from the annotation of a GenBank genome assembly.